This is a messenger RNA of Aphidius gifuensis, 1005 nucleotides long. RefSeq lists its product as uncharacterized. The record is from RefSeq and is a predicted model, not a curated record. Lineage: Eukaryota; Metazoa; Arthropoda; Insecta; Hymenoptera; Braconidae. The transcript is spliced from 6 exons. Bases 78 to 704 code for a protein of 208 amino acids.
UCAAAAUCAGGAUUAUCAGUCAGACAGAAUAGUCUGGAUAAUUUUUUUAAUUGACAAUGUUUAAUUGUUAAAUAUAAAUGAAAUUUAAAUGUAUUAUUUGUUUUAUUAAAUUUUAUCAUUCAAAAGCUGAGAAGAUGUCAACAACACAUUCAAAAAUUCCAGUUACCAUUGACAGUCAGUUGAAAUUGAAAGACAUUGAAUGUAAAUUAUAUUUCGUAUUGUCAUCUGAUAAAGUUUGUAUGGGUGUUCUUGAUGUUGAGAUAUUGUUUUAUUAUAAAGAGUUGCAGUGUCAGGAUGAUAGUAAUUUGUCAUGUAAUAGUUGUGAUGUAAUUGGAGGUGUUUGGAUGGCGAUGAAGCUUGUUGAUCUUGGACCUUACAGAAAGACAGAUCUACAAACUUGGGAAGAUAAUUUUAGAGCAUCAAUUCUUGAUGACAGGUUGACUUACAAAAUUAUUGAUGAACUCGAAGCAUGGAAAGAACGUCACCAAGAAAUUUUUUAUAUUGAGUUGAAAAAAAAAGAAAAAAGAUAUUUGAAUAGAUUAAGUGAAGAGUGGAAGGAACCAAAAGAAGUAUUAGAUACAUUACAUUCUUUAUCUGUUUUUCAAGGACAUACAGAAGUUGUUACUUUAAUUGUAUCUACAAGAGAAGAUAAAAUUGUGUAUUGUCAGCCAAGUAUCAACUCCAUAACAUACACUGUAAAAUAAAAUAAACAAAAAUUGGUUUGAUGAAUUAUGGGGUUAUUUCUAUUAAUGUAAAAUGAAUAUUUAAUUACCAUUAUUUCAACUAGAAAUAAUGUACUACCAGUUUCUUCUUUUAAUAAUCAAUCAGCAAAAAUAACUAAGAUUCCAUCGUGAUUGUUCUGAAGAGAAAAAAAACAACAUGAAAACAAAUUAUGAGACCAGUUAUUAUCCAUGAACUUAUCAACAAAGUAACAACUGUAAAUGCUGAAAUUUUAAAAUGAUUUGUUGCAACGACUAAAUUAACUUCUCCAAUAAUAUCAAACUA